GUAGCAGACAGACCGGUGUCUCGCGAGAGACCGCAUACCGUGAGAAUCCUUGUGCUAGUCGUGGGAAGAGACGAGCAAAUCAGGCGGAAAUCACAUCAGCUCUACUAUGGCAGAUCAGGGAGCGAAAUGUUCGGCUAUCUUCUAUGAGCGAGGAUCCCUGCGUAUUCUUGAUCAGCUCUCACUGCCUGAGAAGACCGAAAUGAUCCAGAUCAGGACAAUCGACGAUGCGUGGAAUGCCAUCAACAAGAUGCAGGUCCGUGGAGCACCAGCUAUCGCCAUCGUUGGUGUUCUGAGCGUUGCCGUCCUGUUGGAGCGCAUGGAAACGGAGGAAAAAGCUGAGAUCCAUCGAGAGAUAGUCCGCGCACUCGACCAUCUGGUCACCAGUAGACCAACAGCUGUGAACAUGAAGAACGCCGCUGAGGAAUUCAAGGCCCUCAGCUCGAGUCUCUUGAACGAUGUAGACACGAACGGCACGAGCCAUAGGCAGAAAAUAAUUGAGGCAGCUGAAGACAUGUACCGACGAGACGUCGAAACCAACAAAUCUCUCGCGAGGUUUGGUGCAGAAUAUAUACUCCGCGCAAUCCCAGCGGGGAAGGUCAAUGUCUUGACGGUGUGCAAUACUGGAAGCUUGGCGACAGCAGGAUACGGCACCGCGCUAGGAGUCAUCCGCAAACUGCACGAAGAAAACCGAUUGGAGACCGCCUAUUUCACAGAAACCAGGCCCUACAAUCAGGGUGAAAGACUCACUGCUUAUGAACUGGCGACCGAGGGAAUCCCCUCAAUGAUGAUCUGCGAUAAUAUGGUAUCAUUCCUGAUGAAGAAAAAGCAAAUUCAUGCUGUGGUCGUGGGAGCGGAUCGUGUCACUUCGAACGGAGACACUGCGAAUAAAAUCGGCACAUAUCAGGCUGCCAUCGCCGCGAAGUAUCACAAGGUACCGUUUUUGGUUGCCUGUCCCUCCACGACAAUAGAUGUGCGCAAGUCUUCGGGCGACGAGAUUCCCAUAGAAGAAAGAGCUGCAAGCGAAGUUUCGAAGCGGAUCAGAACUCCUUGCUGGAAUCCGGCUUUCGAUGUUACUCCGAACGAACUCGUCACAGCUAUCGUUACUGAACGAGGAGCCUUCGAGUUUAAAUCGAACGAAUGGAAGCAGUUCGUCGCGACUUGUGAAGGGAAGUGAUUCAAUAAAACUGUGAGCUGUAGUCA
Messenger RNA from Galendromus occidentalis (western predatory mite), 1200 nucleotides. Its product is annotated as methylthioribose-1-phosphate isomerase. The record is from RefSeq and is a predicted model, not a curated record. The coding region runs from base 107 to 1174 and encodes 355 amino acids. Lineage: Eukaryota; Metazoa; Arthropoda; Arachnida; Mesostigmata; Phytoseiidae. The transcript is spliced from 8 exons. Gene Ontology annotation, molecular function: S-methyl-5-thioribose-1-phosphate isomerase activity.